AUGGAGCCGGGGGCCCCGGCCCGCACUGGUCCCCCGCAGCCGGCCGCCCCGGGGCUCUGGAGGGCUCGGCCGGCGGGCGGCGGGGGCGCCUCCUCCUGGCUGCUGGACGGAAACAACUGGCUGCUGUGCUAUGGCUUCCUCUACCUGGCGCUCUACGCGCAGGUGUCCCAGUCCAAGCCGUGCGAGAGGACUGGCUCCUGCUUCUCCGGCCGCUGUGUCAACUCCACCUGCGUCUGCGACCCGGGCUGGGUGGGGGACCAGUGCCAGCACUGCCAGGGCAGGUUCAAGUUAACAGAACCUUCUGGAUAUUUAACAGAUGGUCCAAUUAACUAUAAGUAUAAAACUAAAUGUACAUGGCUAAUUGAAGGCUAUCCAAAUGCAGUGUUAAGAUUAAGAUUCAACCAUUUUGCUACAGAAUGUAGCUGGGAUCAUAUGUAUGUUUAUGAUGGAGAUUCAAUAUAUGCACCUUUAAUAGCUGUGCUUAGUGGGUUGAUCGUCCCCGAAAUCCGGGGAAACGAAAGUGUGCCUGAAGUUGUUACAACGUCCGGCUAUGCACUGUUACAUUUUUUUAGCGAUGCUGCAUAUAAUCUAACUGGUUUCAACAUUUUUUAUUCAAUCAAUUCUUGUCCUAACAAUUGCUCUGGUCAUGGGAAGUGUACAACCAGUGUCUCUGUUCCAAGUCAAGUGUAUUGCGAAUGUGAUAAAUACUGGAAGGGCGAAGCGUGUGAUAUUCCCUACUGUAAAGCCAAUUGCGGCAGCCCGGAUCAUGGUUACUGUGACCUCACUGGAGAAAAAUCGUGUGUCUGCAACGAUAGCUGGCAAGGUCCUGAUUGUUCUUUGAAUGUUCCUUCCACUGAGUCUUACUGGAUUCUGCCAACUGUUAAGCCCUUCAGUCCUUCUGUCGGUCGAGCUUCCCAUAAAGCAGUUUUACAUGGGAAGUUUAUGUGGGUGAUUGGUGGAUAUAGUUUUAACUACAGUUCUUUUCAAAUGGUCCUGAAUUACAAUUUAGAGAACAACAUAUGGAAUGUGGGAACUCCGUCAAGGGGACCUCUCCAGAGAUACGGACACUCUCUUGCUUUGUAUCAGGAAAACAUCUUCAUGUAUGGAGGCAGAAUUGAAACUCACGACGGCAAUGUCACCAAUGAACUGUGGAUCUUUAACAUACAGAGCCAGUCCUGGAGCACAAAAACUCCUACUGUGCUUGGCCAUGGGCAGCAGUAUGCUGUGGAGGGACACUCCGCACACAUAAUGGAGCUGGACAGUCGAGAUGUUGUCAUGAUCAUAAUAUUUGGAUAUUCCGCUAUAUAUGGUUAUACAAGCAGCAUCCAGGAAUACCACAUCUCAUCCAACACUUGGCUUGUUUCAGAAACGAAAGGAGCUAUUGUUCAAGGUGGAUAUGGUCACACCAGUGUGUAUGACGGAAUAACAAAGUCCAUUUACGUUCAUGGCGGCUAUAAAGCAUUGCCAGGCAACAAAUAUGGAUUGGUAGAUGACCUUUAUAAGUAUGAAGUUAACACUAAAACUUGGACUAUUUUGAAAGAAAGUGGGUUUGCCAGAUACCUUCAUUCAGCUGUUCUUAUCAAUGGAGCUAUGCUUAUUUUUGGAGGAAAUACCCAUAAUGACACAUCCUUGAGUAACGGUGCAAAAUGUUUUUCUGCCGAUUUCCUGGCAUAUGACAUAGCUUGCGAUGAAUGGAAAAUAUUACCGAAGCCAAAUCUUCAUAGAGAUGUCAACAGAUUUGGACACUCUGCAGUUGUCAUUAAUGGGUCCAUGUAUAUAUUUGGAGGAUUUUCUAGUGUGCUCCUCAAUGACAUCCUUGUAUACAAGCCUCCAAGUUGCAAGGCUUUUAGAGAUGAAGAACUUUGUAAAAAUGCUGGUCCAGGGAUAAAAUGUAUUUGGAAUAAAAAUUACUGUGAAUCUUGGGAAUCUGGGACUACGAAUAAUAUUCUUAGAGCAAAGUGUCCUCCUAAGUCAGCGGCUUCUGAUGACAGGUGUCACAGAUACGCAGACUGUGCCAGCUGCACUGCCAAUACCAAUGGCUGUCAGUGGUGUGAUGACAAGAAAUGCAUGUCGGCCAGCAGUAACUGCAGCGUGUCUGUGAAAAACUACACCAAAUGCCAUGUGAGAAAUGAUCAGAUUUGUAACAAACUUACCAGCUGUAAAAGCUGCUCACUGAACUUGAACUGCCAGUGGGAUCAGAGACAACAAGAGUGCCAGGCUUUACCAGCUCAUCUUUGUGGAGAAGGAUGGAAUCACAUCGGGGAUGCUUGUCUCAAAAUCAAUGCCAGUAGAGAAAGCUAUGACAAUGCCAAACUCUACUGCUACAAUCUUAGUGGAAAUCUCGCUUCAUUAACGACCUCAAAGGAAGUAGAAUUUGUUCUGGAUGAAAUACAAAAGUAUACGCACCAGAAAGUAUCACCUUGGGUAGGCUUGCGCAAGAUCAAUAUAUCCUACUGGGGAUGGGAAGACAUGACUUCAUUUACAAACACCACACUGCAGUGGCUUCCUGGUGAACCCAAUGACUCUGGGUUCUGUGCGUACCUAGAAAGGGCUGCAGUGGCAGGCUUAAAAGCUAAUCCUUGUACCUCUAUGGCAGACGGUCUUGUCUGUGAAAAACCUGUUGUCAGUCCAAAUCAAAAUGCAAGGUCAUGCAAAACGCCGUGCUCCCUAAGGAUGUCCUGUUCCAACUGCACCAGCAAUGGCAUGGAGUGCAUGUGGUGCAGCAGCACCAAGCGCUGUGUGGACUCCAACGCUUACAUCAUCUCCUUUCCCUACGGACAGUGCCUGGAGUGGCAGACCGCCACCUGCUCUCCUCAGAAUUGCUCUGGAUUGAGAACCUGCGGACAGUGUCUGGAGCAGCCUGGGUGUGGCUGGUGCAAUGACCCCAGCAACACGGGGAGAGGACACUGCAUCGAAGGGUCUUCGCGAGGACCCGUGAAGCUUGUUGGAACGCACAGCAGUGAGAUGGUUCUCGACGCCAGCCUUUGUCCCAAAGAAAAGAACUACGAGUGGUCCUUUAUCCAGUGUCCAGCUUGCCAGUGUAAUGGACAUAGCACUUGCAUCAACAACAAUGUGUGCGAGCAGUGCAGAAACCUCACCACAGGAAAGCAGUGCCAGGACUGCGUGCCCGGGUACUACGGAGACCCCACCAACGGCGGGCAGUGCACAGCAUGUACGUGCAGUGGCCACGCAAAUGUUUGUCAUAUGCACACAGGAAAAUGUUUCUGUACAACUAAAGGAAUAAAAGGUGAUCAAUGCCAAUUAUGUGACUCUGAAAAUCGCUAUGUUGGUAAUCCACUUAGAGGAACAUGUUAUUACAGUCUUUUGAUUGACUAUCAGUUUACCUUCAGCUUAUUACAGGAAGACGACCGCCAUCAUACUGCCAUAAACUUCAUAGCAAACCCAGAACAGUCAAACAAAAAUUUGGAUAUUUCUAUUAAUGCAUCGAACAACUUUAAUCUCAACAUUACAUGGUCAGUUGGUUCAACAGCUGGGACGAUAUCCGGGGAGGAGACCCCCAUAGUUUCCAAGACUAAUAUAAAGGAAUACAGAGAUAGUUUUUCCUAUGAAAAAUAUAACUUUAGAAGCAAUCCUAACAUUACAUUCUAUGUGUACGUCAGUAACUUUUCCUGGCCCGUUAAAAUACAGAUUGCAUUUUCACAACACAAUACAAUCAUGGAUCUUGUGCAGUUUUUUGUCACCUUCUUCAGUUGUUUUUUAUCCUUAUUAUUGGUGGCUGCUGUGGUCUGGAAGAUCAAACAAACAUGCUGGGCUUCUCGACGGAGAGAGCAACUGCUUCGAGAGCGACAGCAGAUGGCCAGCCGUCCCUUUGCUUCUGUUGACGUAGCGCUGGAAGUAGGAGCUGAACAAACAGACUUUCUGCGAGGCCCAUUAGAGGGGGCGCCCAAACCCAUAGCCGUGGAACCGUGUGCGGGGAACAGAGCUGCUGUCCUGACUGUGUUCCUUUGUCUGCCGCGAGGCUCCUCGGGCGCCCCUCCCCCGGGGCAGUCAGGUCUCGCCAUUGCCAGUGCCCUAGUAGAUAUUUCACAACAGAAGCCUUCAGAUAGUAAAGACAAGACUUCCGGAGUCCGCAACCGAAAGCACCACCUCUCAACACGUCAAGGAACUUGUGUCUGAGAAACAGGAAUUGCCCCUGGAUAAUUUGUACCGUUUCACUUUGUCAAUGGCUUCCGUUAAGGCUGAUCUAUGGCCUCAAGUUUUAUGGAGGCAAAACUCUGGAUGGUCCCAGGACCCAAGUACAGUUCCCUGCAAAUGGGCAAUGACCCAAGUGGCCAAAGAAUGUUCAUGAGUUUUAUAGAAGUAACAGUAUUGAAGGUCAAGGGUGAUAAAGUCAGUUUUUACGACUCUCUUAGGCGUAUCCUAGAGAACAUUAAAUUGCUCUGGAAAAAGAUGUAUAUUGUUUCUUAUGCAGAUGAAAAAUAUGUAAUUCAUAUAAACCAAACUGUUUAUAUCCCAAGACAUUAAAGAAAGACAUUUUAUAAUGCCUGAACAAUGAGAAUUGUACAGUUUUUGCCUCAUAAGCAAACUUAAAAUCACUUGUAUAUGAACAGGAAAUGAAGAAAUCACAAUGGCUUUAAAUACUGUUUUCUCUCACUGUAAAUGUAACUGCAAGAUUUUGAUUUAGUAGGAUGUAGGCAGUGUAUUUAAAUAUUUCACAUGACAGUAUCACGUUCAAACUCAUUUUGAGAAUGUGGCUAUUUUCCACCUAACUGGAAUGCAGAAGCAAACGAGCACAUUCUGACGGGUGGUAGGUGCCCCUUCACAGGAGGUUUAUUAGGAUUCUGAGUGAAGAGGACCUUCCUGCCGUCCAUGCCAACCGCCUAACUCAUUAUCAGACCUGAUAGAGCAUGGGAAGGCCUGUCCAGCAAUCAGUUUCCCCUCCUUCCAAACACAGCCUCCAAUGCCUCAGACCUGCAGAGAGCGGCAAGAGCUGUUCUGCUCUAACAUGGUGAUUUUUAAUUGCCUAGGAACCGUCGGAUCAGACCUAAACAAUCCCUCUGCAUUUUUGUAAGAACAGAUCAUCUUUUUUUGGUCUUCCUCUCCCAGCUGCUAGAUUUCGUCUACCUUUUACAAAUGCGAUGGAAAGUAUUGUGAGGCGACAUCUCCCAAGUUAUAAUAUGGCCCAGGUCCCUUCCUGCCAGCCAUUUGACUGAGAAUACAAGCAGGGAGGAGUAUUUGCUGGCAAGCAUCUGCAGAAUUCUCAUUUCUAACAUGAACACAUUAGUGGCAUGAGAGAAAGUCUCCAGUGUAAAAAAUAAGUUCAUUAUUGCCCCCAUUCAGCCUAUUAUUAACAACUCAAAAUCAAAUUAUGGCAGAAAAGAAAAGUGAUGUAUAAUGGCUUUCACAUUGGGACAUAGGAUCCUGUGUGUCCUGAGUUUGAC
Messenger RNA from Pteronotus mesoamericanus, 5402 nucleotides. RefSeq names its product attractin like 1 (gene ATRNL1). The transcript is spliced from 29 exons. The record is from RefSeq and is a predicted model, not a curated record. Gene Ontology annotation, molecular function: protein binding. The coding region runs from base 1 to 4137 and encodes 1378 amino acids. Lineage: Eukaryota; Metazoa; Chordata; Mammalia; Chiroptera; Mormoopidae. Gene Ontology annotation, cellular component: Golgi apparatus.